Messenger RNA from Thunnus maccoyii (southern bluefin tuna), 1340 nucleotides. RefSeq names its product aldo-keto reductase family 7, member A3 (aflatoxin aldehyde reductase) (gene akr7a3). Bases 98 to 1174 code for a protein of 358 amino acids. The record is from RefSeq and is a predicted model, not a curated record. The transcript is spliced from 7 exons. NCBI's taxonomy places the organism in Eukaryota, Metazoa, Chordata, Actinopteri, Scombriformes, Scombridae. Gene Ontology annotation, molecular function: oxidoreductase activity.
CGUUUUAAACCGGUUAAGUAACUUUACGACGCUCCCUAAUUACCGCUUGCAGCCCGACCUUUGCCCCCUCUCUCUACACUCACUGCUGUAUCGUAGCAUGCAGUGUGUAAUAACAGCCGGAUUGUGCGUAUUUAGACAGCGACACAUUAUUACAGACGUGCUCACACAUUUACCGAGGUUUGUGGCUCAUCGAAACAUGUCGUCGUCUCAAGCUAAACGGCCGGUUUCCCUGCUGGGUACGAUGGCUUUCGGCGGUCGAGCCGACGCCGACCAAAGCCUGGAGAUGGUGAAGGCUUUCCUGGACAGGGGACACAACCAUUUGGACACAGCCUUCAUGUACACGGAUGGGAAGUCUGAGACCGUCAUAGGGGGCAUGAAUCUCCCUAAAACAGUAACCAUAGCUACAAAGGCCAACCCCUGGGACGGGAAGACGCUGAAGCCAGAGAGUGUACGCUCCCAGCUGGAAACGUCCCUUCAGAGGCUGCGGACUGACUGUGUGGAUCUGUUCUACCUCCAUGCCCCUGACCACCAAAAUCCUAUCCAGGAUACUCUUAGGGCCUGCAAUGAACUCCACAAAGAGGGAAAAUUCAAGGAGUUCGGUCUAUCAAAUUACGCGUCAUGGGAAGUGGCUGAAAUAGUGUGCAUCUGCAGACACAACAACUGGAUCGUUCCCACUGUGUAUCAGGGGAUGUACAAUGCCACAACAAGACAGGUUGAGACAGAGUUGCUGCCAUGUCUGAGAUACUAUGGAAUGAAGUUCUAUGCAUAUAAUCCUUUAGCAGGUGGCCUUCUGACUGGAAAGUAUCAUUACCAAGACAAAGAUGGUUCCCAGCCUGCAGGACGAUUCUUUGGUAACAGCUGGGCUGCAGCAUAUAGGGACAGAUACUGGAAUCUGAGUCAUUUUGAGGCGAUAAAUGUGGUUCUGAAGGCCUUGGACACAGUGUACGGCUCAGACAAACCAACUCUGACUUCUGCUGCUAUGCGUUGGAUGUACCACCACUCCAAACUUAAGGGUGAACUGGGAGAUGGAGUUAUCAUUGGCAUGUCAAGCAUGGAGCAACUUCAGCAAAACUUGGCUUGUGCAGAGGAGGGUCCUCUGGACCAGAGAGUGGUCGAUGCCUUCAAUGAAGCCUGGAAUCUUGUAGCUCAUGAGUGUCCAAACUACUUCCGCUAAAAUCUCCAUAACAGGGCAAACAAACAUGCAAGUUUAUGCAGAUCAGAUCUGCUAAAGGCCAUUUCCCUUUAGUUACCUACUUAAAACAAAAAAAAAACUUUUAUCUUUUUUCCUCAAAUCACACUUGAAAUUAUUUUCUUAUGAAUGAAUAAAUUGGAGACCUUUA